AUGCCCAGCUUCGAGUGUCCGCAAUGCGAGAGGCAGUUCAGAUCGUCCAUGGCACUCGGCGACCAUUGCCGGUCAAAGGCACACGGAGCAUGGUGUAUACCGUGCCAAAGAUGGUUCGUGAAUGAUCAGGCAUUGAGCCAGCAUACCAAUGCAUCGCCGAAACACGCUUUUGAUUCCGACGACAGCUCAGAAGUCUACAGCUCUGAUGACGAUGACACCAGCUCUGAGGAAGAGGAUGAUGAGGAACCUUACUGUCGAGGUUGCAGCCGCUGGUUCGUGAACGCCGCGAGUCUUCGUGCUCACCUGCGAGACAGCCCGCUCCACAACUGGUGCUUCCAGUGUUCUCGAGAUUUCUCAACUGCCACCGCGUUGAAUCAGCACACUCAGUCACUUGCGCACAAGGAUCGGGACUUGCAGUGUCCCUUUUGCCGCGUCAUGUUCAAGAGUCCCUCUGGCGUGGCCUUCCACGUUGAGUCUGGGUGCCAUAAGAUCAACAGACACCAGGUCACUGCCGCCGUCCACGCCCUCGGCAUCGUCCCCACCAUCUCCGUCAAUCGCCGCCUCCAAGGCUCCUCGAAUUCCUUCCCAACGACUCUCACGACCUUCAUAGCCACAGAAGCUUCGUUCAAUGGGUCUAAAUACGACUGCUAUCUCUGCACUCGCAAAUUCAAGACCCUCAGCGGUUUGAACACCCAUUUGAAUUCGCCGGCGCACGACAGGGACGAAUUCAAGUGCCCGAAGUGCAAGAGGGAGUUUAAGUUGAUUUCGGGGCUGGUGCAACACAUCGAGAGCGGUGUGUGCAAAGUGGCGCAGAUGAAGAAGGUGGAAGCUUAUUACGAGGACUUGACGGCGGCCUUUUCAAGGGCUCUCAAAUUGUAG
This is a messenger RNA of Pleurotus ostreatus (oyster mushroom), 879 nucleotides long. RefSeq lists its product as uncharacterized. Gene Ontology annotation, cellular component: nucleus. Gene Ontology annotation, biological process: regulation of transcription by RNA polymerase II. Gene Ontology annotation, molecular function: DNA-binding transcription factor activity, RNA polymerase II-specific; RNA polymerase II transcription regulatory region sequence-specific DNA binding. Bases 1 to 879 code for a protein of 292 amino acids. NCBI's taxonomy places the organism in Eukaryota, Fungi, Basidiomycota, Agaricomycetes, Agaricales, Pleurotaceae. The transcript is spliced from 3 exons. The record is from RefSeq and is a predicted model, not a curated record.